Molecule: messenger RNA, 495 nt
Organism: Trichomycterus rosablanca
Lineage: Eukaryota; Metazoa; Chordata; Actinopteri; Siluriformes; Trichomycteridae
Gene: fabp10a
Product: fatty acid binding protein 10a, liver basic
Exons: 4
Coding region: 47-427 (126 amino acids)
Biological process (GO): fatty acid transport
Cellular component (GO): cytosol; nucleus
Molecular function (GO): fatty acid binding
Source: RefSeq, a predicted model, not a curated record
UCGACCUCUUGGUGAAGGAAACUCCAAACCCAGAAGAUCAGCAGACAUGGCCUUCAGCGGAACGUGGCAGGUUUACGCCCAGGAGAACUACGAGGAGUUCCUGAGGGCCAUCGCUCUACCUGAGGACAUCAUCAAACUGGCCAAGGAUGUUAAACCCGUCACAGAGAUCCAGCAGACCGGCAACGACUUCGUCAUCACCUCCAAAACCCCUGGCAAAUCGGUCACCAACUCCUUCACCAUCGGCAAGGAGGCCGAAAUCACCACCAUGGAUGGGAAGAAGAUCAAGUGCACAGUGAAGAUGGAAGAAGGGAAGCUGGUCUGUCAGACGGAAAAGUUCUCCCACACUCAGGAGCUCAAGGGAGGAGAAAUGAUUGAGACUCUGAGUGUAGGAGGCACCACCAUGAUCAGGAAGAGUAAAAAGAUGUAAUGAGUGAAUCUGCUGAAUUUGUGUUUGAAGAAUCCCAUCUUUUUAAAUAAAAUGUGUUUGCCAAAAUA